AUGGACCAAAAGACCUCUAACGGCCAGGGCCAGGGGCAUUCCGUUAGUCCCUUGGUUCCAAAGGCCCCCACAGCCGCCCCGAAUCGAUCUACUACCUACAAAUGGUACCCACGUCCCUGGUUCUCGCCGUCAGCAAGAUCCAGAGUGUUACCCAUCUGCAACAAGGAGGCACAAAGCGCCCGACCCGACAUUAACCGCCUGACUCGCCGACCCUUUACAACCAGCGGCUCUGUGGGGAGUACGGUGUACCGUCAUGGACCGUUUGUCCCAGGACGAGGGAAUAAUGAGGCGGAGACGAUCCAAAAUUGGGUCAACAACCUACCCCAGUUCCAACCUCCAGGGCUAAUUGGCGAAUUUUGGGGAGAGGAGGGGGAAGAAGCUGUCAAUAUCAAUUCAGUCUUCCCCGCCAAAAAGGCCAAAGCGAACAGCAAGGGUCACUACCGAAGGCAAAACGAUAAAAUUGCAAACAACGACGGACGGCCUCACCAAGAUCCUUGCCGUAUUGGCAAUGCGACCUCGCGCGUGAGCGGAGCCGGAAACGGCGCUCACUUUUGGAUCUUGGCUCCCUCCCCUGAGGACAAUGCUGUUGGCCGCUCUUUCGGCCCCGAACGGCAGGCAUGGAGCGGCCGAAAGAGAGAGGGGGAGUUGUCCAGCGUCUUCCCGCGUGAAAACUCGGUUGGACUUUCAUAA
Molecule: messenger RNA, 690 nt
Organism: Colletotrichum navitas
Lineage: Eukaryota; Fungi; Ascomycota; Sordariomycetes; Glomerellales; Glomerellaceae
Exons: 5
Coding region: 1-690 (229 amino acids)
Source: RefSeq, a predicted model, not a curated record